This is a messenger RNA of Mytilus trossulus (common blue mussel), 1275 nucleotides long. RefSeq lists its product as uncharacterized. The transcript has a single exon. Bases 1 to 1275 code for a protein of 424 amino acids. NCBI's taxonomy places the organism in Eukaryota, Metazoa, Mollusca, Bivalvia, Mytilida, Mytilidae. The record is from RefSeq and is a predicted model, not a curated record.
AUGGCUGCGGCAAAGCAAAUAAAAAACGAAUGGGAAGAACCUUUCCAUGUAUUUGGCCAAGGCGAGCAGAAGCUUCGGCUUCAAAUUCUUAAACAAGUUGAUGAUUAUCGAGUGGACCAAGAAGAAUGGAGAAAACAAGCAGAACAGACUGAUGUCUUUCUCGAUAAACUUCUUGACAAAAUUGAUGAAAAAGCCAAGUUAUAUUCUAGUGAGAUGGCAUUAGAGAAGACAAUCUUAAAACAAGCAAGCGCAAGGCAAGGAUUGAAAAUUGAUGAACCGGAUGAGUAUGAUGUCAUUAUACCAAUGAUAAUAAAGGGGUUAGACAUUCAGACUGCAUCUGUCCAGGAUACAGACGGAAAAGUCAUGCCUGGUUUAGAAAGAGAACGAGUUUUGAACAAAGACAAGGUCGGAUCUACCCAUCCUUAUCUAUCUCGUGCAGACGUCUUCCACACAACAAAAGACGGAACUGUUUAUCUAAAUUCGCAAAAUUUUUAUAAAAAAGUAUGGACGAAGAUGCUAGAUAAAGCACUUUCAGAUCUUAAAACCGAAAUGCCAGAUUUCGAGUUUCAAAGACGAGAGCAUCCGCCUGCUGUUAAUAUUCAAGUGACAUAUCCCGAUCGAAAUGUUGUCAAUUUUGACAUCGUACCAGGACGAUACACGGGAAGCGAAGAAAUUAAAAUUCCAGCUGCUGUAACAGGAAAAAAGGACACAACCGUUGUGUUUCCAAGUUAUGCACUACCAAAGUAUGACAAUAAAAACAACCCAAAAAUAAAUCAACAGGACCGAGAGCUUAUUUGGAGGCAAUGCACAAGUGCAUAUGAAAGGUUUAUGGCUGAUUUAUGUCGAGGUUCAACCCCACGCCAGUACGUUAUGACUGCAAAUCGCAUAAUGAAAUCUGCUAUAAAAAUGUUACAAAGAGAACAAAAUCCGCUUGGGAACCUGAUAAAUUCGUACCAUUUGAAAACAAUCGCAUACCAUAUAAUUAUGGAUAAAACGAUUUUGGAUUCAAACAAAAUCGGAGGUGUCAAGGAUGCCCUUGGAUUUCAUAUCACAUAUCUAAACAUGUUUGUGUCCAAAAGAGUGCUUCCAGAUUUCUUUCAUGGAAAUAAACACCUUGGAAAAAUAUUUCCAAGUUCCAAAAUCCUUGAAAAUCAUAGAGAACUGAAUUUAUUUUGGAAAUCUAAUCCUACCCUUCUGGAAACCGCCAUACAUGGUUUCAAAAAGUUGGUCAAAAUUUUGGAAGGCUGCUUCACAUCCUCUGCUGAUCUAAAAUGA